Messenger RNA from Pyricularia grisea, 906 nucleotides. RefSeq lists its product as uncharacterized. NCBI's taxonomy places the organism in Eukaryota, Fungi, Ascomycota, Sordariomycetes, Magnaporthales, Pyriculariaceae. Bases 103 to 660 code for a protein of 185 amino acids. The record is from RefSeq and is a predicted model, not a curated record. The transcript has 2 exons.
UCUCAGAACUCAAACCAACUUGAAAACACCCAUAAUCUCCAUCCUAAAGGAUAUAAACCAAAUCUCACUUUCUUCUCACCCACAACCAACCAAACCGUCACAAUGUCGAACCCCACCAACGACAACACCUCCACCCUUCAGUCGGUCUACGACUCCGUCACCGGUACGGCUCAGUCCAUGCUCGGAAGCCUCACCGGCUCCACGGGCGACCAGGUCCAGGGCGACGCCAAGCAGAACAAGGCCCAGGCUGAGCACGACGCCUCGCACGCUACCGUCAAGGGCCCCGGUUUCACUGCCAGCAGCGCUGGUGUCUCAAAGGACGACCCCAACCGUAUGUCGGGAUCCAUGAACCAGACGGUCGGUUCUGCAAAGGAGACUUUGGGCGGUCUUGUCGGAUCUGAGUCCCUCAAGGCAUCUGGUCGCGAGCAGAACCGCAGCGGUCAGGAGCAAGAGGCCAAGGGCCAGCUGAGCGACCUCGGCGCCGGCGUCUCGGACCGCGUCACGGGCACCCUGGGAGCCGCGGCCGCAGGCCUCAUGGGCGACCAGACCAAGCAGAACGAGUACCAGGCCCAGCACGACUCGGGCAAGACGGCACAGCGUGGCGUCGAGCAUGACCUUCAGAAGAAGGCCGAGGCCGAGGCCAAGGCUGCGCAGAAUUAGGCCGGGUCUACUUUGUGUUGUCAUUGGUCUGUUGAUCAGAGGGCCUUGACGGAAGAAGUUGAAAAAAGAAAAAAAGAGCAUGGAGAGUUUGCAUUUUGAUACCCCUCACGCUGGGACUGUAACUUGGUCUACUUUUUGAAGAUUUGGUUGGUCUCGGUGUUAAUCGUGUGAGAACUGGUUGACAGAUCUCUGCGUUCCCCUUGCAAUAGGUUUAAUAUCCAAAUAUGGAAUAAUAUUCUAUUUUCC